AUGGGCAGCACCCUCGAGAUCCCCUACUGGCAAACCAACAUCCCCAUCUCCCAACGCACAGAAACCUGCCCCCCCUACCUAGCAAACCUAAACCCAAAAGACAUCUCCAUCCUCAGCACGCCCGACGCCUCCUACCACAUCCUGUCCUGGCCCGAAGUACGCGCCAUCAUCGCCGCCAACCGCCUCGAUGUCUUCCAGCGCAUGCCCUCCGAGCUACGCCGCUAUCUGCACUACAUAUUCAACCUCAAGCGCGACUAUAGCAGCGUUAUGAACUUCGUACUCUCGCAGCGCCUGCACUGGACUGAACCUGUAGAGGCUGUGGGAAGUAGACCGUUUGAGGAAGAGGCGGAUGUGAAGGUGCUAUGUAAUGAUUGGCCGUAUGGGAUUGAUGGCCGCAUUGUGCAUUUGGUGGUCUGGACUAAGUUUGUGCUGGAGGAUGAUGAGGCGACGGGGGGAUUUGACGGAGGAGGCGAGGGGGUCAUCUGGUUUAAGAAUUGGAAGACGUUGAAGAGCGUUCAUGCGGUGGAGCAUUUCCAUGUCAUGUUGUUUGAUCCGGAUCCGGAGUUUGUGAAGGAGGUUACGAAUGGGGAUGUGCCGCUCAGCCAGAAGGUUGAGACGCAGGCGGUUGGGAGCGAGUGA
Messenger RNA from Lachnellula hyalina, 639 nucleotides. RefSeq names its product N-acetylglucosamine-induced protein. The record is from RefSeq and is a predicted model, not a curated record. Gene Ontology annotation, biological process: N-acetylglucosamine metabolic process. The transcript is spliced from 2 exons. NCBI's taxonomy places the organism in Eukaryota, Fungi, Ascomycota, Leotiomycetes, Helotiales, Lachnaceae. Gene Ontology annotation, cellular component: cytoplasm. Bases 1 to 639 code for a protein of 212 amino acids.